AUGUCACGGCCACAGCAGGUCACUCGGCCGCUAGUACAGACCUUGCGGCAAGCCACGGGCAGCACGACAGCAUGUUCCUCCCGUGCGCUCGCCAUCAGGUCGUUUUCUUCGACAUCGAGCCGAAAAGAUGAGACGAAGCCGCCGACAACAACGACGACGACAGGCGCUCCAGCAGAACCUAUACCUCAGGCCCUCAACCCGGCCGCCGGACAAGAGAAAACCCCAUGGGCAAAGUCUACCAUCAAGCAGGGAAAUGAGGAGGAUUUAUCACGAUUCCUGUCCGAGCAGCUCGGUUCCCGGCGGAGACGGGCUGCCCUAGCCACAACUGGCUCCGUUCCUUUCGAGCAAUUACCGUACCAAUGCUUUCAGGAGGCGCGUAAGAUUCUCGCCCAAGAUCGUGAGGAGAAAGUGGCCAAGAUUCUCGAGGCGAUGGCCUCGAUCAAGCGGUUGGAGAAGACCGACCCAAGCACCAACCGCGGGGGCAAGGCGUACUUGGAAAAAAGGAUUAAGAGUUUCAAAGACUACAUCGAGGAGCUCAAGAUCCUGGCGGAUAUCAAUGACCCGCUGGUGAAGAGGCGGUUUGAGGACGGCAAUGGCGACAUGUCCAAGCCGAUUUACCGGUAUCUUGCGCGCCGCAAGUGGCAGUCCAUGGAGCGCAAGAUUAUCAUGCAGCGUAUCGAGCAGUUCCACAUCGUGCCCGACCUCCUCCCCAAGUUUGAGCCCUCCAUGGCCGUCAAGAUGACAUUCCGCGGCUACAAGGCCAACCCGGGAGCCAUCCUCAACAGUCGGUACACCGAGACCCCCCCGACAUUACGCAUGCAGGUCUUUGACGAGGGCGAGCGCCUGUUCUCCAUCGUGGUCCUUGACGCCGACGUUCCCAAUGCCAAGACCGAUUCGUUCGAGAAGCGCCUCCACUACAUGGCGACCAACAUCCCUUGGGACCCAACCAAGGAACUCCUCCCUCUGACCCGGCUGACCGGCCCCAACAACAAUAGCACUCCAUCAACCACCCCCGACUCUUCCUCCUCACCCACACCCCCUCCCUCUCCAUCUUCCUCCCGCUCCCCAACCCCAGGCACGCUCGCCGUCCCCUGGCUCCCGGCCUUCUCCCAAAAAGGCGCCCCCUAUCACCGCCUAACCCUCUUCGUCCUCCAACACACCGACAACCUCCCACGCGACCCCACCGAGCUCCAAAAACUCUACGACGGCCAAGGGCGCGAGGGCUUCAGUCUCAAAAGCUUCCGCGACAAGUUCGACCUGGACCCGGUCGGCUUCACCAUGUUCCGGACGGUCUGGGACGAGAACACGGCCGAUCUCAUGGCGCGGCACAACAUCCCCGGAGCCGAAGUCGAGUUCAAGCCGCAGCGUGUGUACUCCCUCAAGCCGCCUCGUCGGGCCCGCGGUUGGGAAGCGCGUCGCCAGAAGCCCAAGUUCCGUCAUCUUUGGAAGUACACGAAGCGGAUCAAGGGUAUCAAGUACUAG
Molecule: messenger RNA, 1482 nt
Organism: Dichotomopilus funicola
Lineage: Eukaryota; Fungi; Ascomycota; Sordariomycetes; Sordariales; Chaetomiaceae
Product: phosphatidylethanolamine-binding protein
Exons: 2
Coding region: 1-1482 (493 amino acids)
Source: RefSeq, a predicted model, not a curated record